Molecule: messenger RNA, 3055 nt
Organism: Danio aesculapii
Lineage: Eukaryota; Metazoa; Chordata; Actinopteri; Cypriniformes; Danionidae
Gene: pdpk1b
Product: 3-phosphoinositide dependent protein kinase 1b
Biological process (GO): intracellular signal transduction; peptidyl-serine phosphorylation
Molecular function (GO): protein serine/threonine kinase activity; ATP binding
Source: RefSeq, a predicted model, not a curated record
GCGGCGAAACGAAGGCGCAGAGAGGGCGGCCAUGACUCCAGUCUCCACAAUUAUUUAAUCCCAAAUAAAUUACCUGCGGAAAACUUCCAUGGCAAGAGCCACGAGUCAGAUCUAUGAUGUUGCAUCCCUCCACUCCUCUGUUCUCAUCUCCUGUCCAUCCAUGGUAAGAGGCCAGCAGGACACGCCCCGUCUCCACGGCAACAGCAUGGAGGGACCGGCACCAAACGCCCAGCCCGCCCAGCCUCGCAAGAAGAGACCCGAGGACUUCCGAUUCGGCAAAAUCCUGGGAGAAGGCUCUUUCUCUACUGUUGUCUUGGCAAAGGAACACUCGACGGGGAAGGAAUAUGCAAUUAAGAUCCUGGAGAAGCGCCACAUAAUGAAGGAGAAUAAAGCGCAGUAUGUCAAGAGAGAACGAGACAUAAUGUCACACCUGGAUCAUCCGUUCUUCGUCAAGCUCUACUUCACCUUUCAGGACGAGGAGAAGCUGUAUUUUGGAUUAAGCUAUGCUAAAAAUGGCGAACUGCUGAAAUACAUUCGAAAAAUCGGCUCAUUUGAUGAGACCUGCACACGGUUUUACUCCGCUGAGAUCGUUUGUGCUCUGGAGUACUUGCAUCAGAAGGGCAUCAUCCACAGAGACCUGAAGCCGGAGAAUAUUCUGCUCAGUGAGGAGAUGCACAUUCAAAUAACAGAUUUUGGCACGGCUAAACAGCUGUCCUCUGACAGCAAACAGGCAAGAGCAAACUCAUUUGUUGGUACGGCUCAGUACGUCUCUCCUGAAUUACUGACUGAGAAAUCUGCCUGCAAGAGUUCGGAUCUCUGGGCAUUAGGCUGCAUCAUCUACCAGCUGGUUGCUGGUUUGCCGCCAUUCAGAGCUGGGAAUGAGUAUCUAAUAUUCCAGAAGAUUAUAAAACUGGAGUAUGAGUUUCCUGAGAAAUUCUUCCCAACUAAAGACCUCGUGGAGCAACUUCUGUCACUGGAUUCAUGCAAGCGGAUUGGCUGUGAUGAAAUGGGCGGCUACGGCCCAUUGAAGUCCCACCCUUUCUUUGAGAGCGUCGGCUGGGACGACUUACAUUUGCAGACUCCACCCAAACUAACGGCGUACCUUCCAGCAAUGUCUGAGGAUGAUGAGGACUGCUAUGGAAAUUAUGAUGAUCUCCUGAGCCAGUUCAGCUGUAUGCAGGUGGCCCAGCCUGGCCCCACCCCUUUAGUUCCUGUUACCGGAGAGACGAGUCAACCUACAUAUAACCCCUCCCCCAGCGUGGAUCAGUUUAUUCAUAUUCAUGAGCUGGACAGUAAUAGCAUGGAGCUUGACCUACAGUACAGCAACGAGGAGAAACGCAUCCUGCUGGACAAGCAGAGCGCUGCAAACCCAUGGCACCAGUUUGUGGAGAAUAACCUCAUCUUAAAAAUGGGUCCAGUGGACAAACGCAAAGGUCUGUUCGCACGGAGGAGGCAGUUGCUGCUGACUGAGGGUCCUCACUUGUACUAUGUGGAUCCAGUCAAUAAAGUUCUGAAAGGGGAGAUUCCUUGGUCACCUGAGCUACGGCCUGAAGCCAAGAACUUUAAAACCUUCUUUGUUCACACGCCAAACCGGACGUACUAUUUAAUGGACCCAAGCGGAAAUGCUGAUAAAUGGUGCAAGAAAAUCCAAGAAGUCUGGCGAAAGAUCUACCACAAACACCAGAGUCCCAGCCUAUAGGACUACCGAGCUCCUCUCCUUUUGGCCACGCCCCCACAGCCCCCGACCCAACCAAUCAAGAACAGGGACACACGCCCCCCUGUAGAGACGCCUCUCCAGCUAUAUAUUGUCUUUCUGUCUCUUCAUAUAUCAGUCCAGUCCCGUCGCUCCCAAGCACUUUCUCUGUUCGGGUUUUUUGUUUUUGCACGCUGAAGAUGGAUUCUUUACAACCAAAAGCAGCAAGGCCGUAGUCAGCAUGUCACGUCAGCAGAAAGCAUUUAUUACACGAGUCUUUCCAGCGCGAUGCAGGUAACGAACACUUUUGUGCAAUCUCCACCUGUCUGUACCUGACACAAAAACACACAACUCCUUUCCUUGAAUUACGAGAGUCGCUUUAGUGUGCGUUUAGAGUUAAGGCGGGUCCUUUUACCCUUAUUGGCUACAGUAGCUGGUCUUGCUGAUUCCGAUUGGACGCUGUGGUGUCUUACAUUUCGAUAUAAACCUUGACACCGCAGCGUAAAACAAUCGCCACCAAAGCCACGUGGGUAAUGAGAGGGUGAUUCACGCCCCUGGCUCUGUGCAGUAACAAAGCACGACGACGAGUUUAGCUGUUUUCUUUAUAUCGCUUGCAUUGUGGCGGUAUGCAUUUCUGAUUGGAGGCUUGUGACGGAGGGUCAGUCUGAUCGCGAGCGAGUGCGCAUGCAUGUGUGUGUGUGUAUGUGUGUUUGGCUCCUCUCAUUUGGCCGUUUUUAACAGGAAGUCCGUGGUGCGUAUGUGAGACCGAAUGGCUUGUGUGUGAGUGCGUGUGUGUGUGCGCGCGUCUUCCUGAUCGGUAACAGAUGACUGUGAUGUACAGUUGAUGUAAAAUUGCAAAUGGGAGGUGAGUAAAGAGGUGACUCUAGGAUCCAGGUUUUGUAUUUUUAUUCUUGUAUAAGGUUAUUGGGGCCGCUCCGUUCUGGCCUGGCUUCUCUGUGUUAUUUAAAUUCUAAUAUAUGAAAGCGUAUUUGGAUUGAAGUCAUGUUCCAGGGCCUUGCUGUGUAUGUAUUGAAUAUGUAAAGCCUUUGAAUGUGAAGAAUUAUUGUAAACUAUGAUAUUUUACUGCUUUUCGUUUUCUUACUAUAUCAUAUACAUUUUCUAUUUGCGCAGUGAUUGGCUCAUUUCUGAUAAUUUAACGCCUGUGUGCGCUCUGCCCCACCGAGUGUGUGGGUGUGUGUGAGAUUGAGAGAGUGUAUGUGUGAGAUGGAGUGAGUGAGAGAGACUGUGUGUGGGAGGGGGGGGCCCUUGCGUGUGUAGGCAAUGUGUGUAUUCUUCUUGUCGGCCUUUUGUGCUCGGCAAAAUCUAGAACUGAAAUAAAGCAUGUAGGGUUUUAGGCCAUCA